Molecule: messenger RNA, 4070 nt
Organism: Dromiciops gliroides (monito del monte)
Lineage: Eukaryota; Metazoa; Chordata; Mammalia; Microbiotheria; Microbiotheriidae
Gene: S1PR3
Product: sphingosine-1-phosphate receptor 3
Exons: 3
Coding region: 638-1771 (377 amino acids)
Biological process (GO): G protein-coupled receptor signaling pathway
Cellular component (GO): membrane
Molecular function (GO): sphingosine-1-phosphate receptor activity
Source: RefSeq, a predicted model, not a curated record
GAGGGAGCUUAAUGAGGAAGGUAAAUAAAACAGUAAGAAAAAUGGAAAGGAGAAGUGAAGAGUCAGUGCCCGGGGAGAAAAGGAGGAGGAGGAAAGCAUGCUGUGCAGCCAGGGAGGUGCUUGAAAGAGCUUUUGUGACUCCUCCCCUGGAAAAGCUCGGCUCCCAGCCUUGCAGAAGCCAAGUCAGUCCAACCGACUCCUACAACUUUUGAGACUGGUUCACCCCGCAGGACUGGAGUUACAAAAGCAGGGACAAAAGCAAAGGUUUUAACCUCGCGCCCGCCCGUGUCCCGCUAUCGUGAUCAUUUCAGAAAGUCCCGGGACUAUUCUCUACCCUCUCAAUCCCCGUUUUGAAUCUUCUGACACAAAAAAGAGAGUGGAUCCCCUCGUCCCAGGAUGCCGGGAGUCAAACUGCUUCCCAAAGCAGAGACUACGCCCAGCUUUGGACUACUUAGGCAAAGAGUUCAUUCCCACUUGAGGGGUCCUGAUUUUACUAGCAGUGCUGAAAUUUGAGCUGCCACAGUUACUGAAGCUAGAGCUACUAUUGAUUUGCCUUGAAGACAGUGUACAUCUUGGGGAAUGUUACAUAAGCUCCUUUCUGUGUAUACAGUCUUCAAAAAGUACUUGCACCAAAGCAAUGGCAACUUCCCCUCCUCCACUCAGUAAUCCCUUCCAUGAAAAUGGGACUGUGUCACUUCAUUACAACUAUGUAGGAAAACUGGAAGAGAGAUUAAAGGACAAAGAAGGCAAUGAGGUGACAGAUGCUAUUUUCCUAGUCAUCUGCAGCUUCAUUGUCCUGGAGAACUUGAUGGUUUUGAUUGCCAUUUGGAAAAACAACAAAUUUCACAACCGCAUGUACUUUUUCAUUGGUAACCUUGCUCUUUGUGACUUGUUGGCUGGCAUAGUUUACAAAGUGAACAUCCUGAUGUCUGGAAAGAAAACCUUGAGUCUCUCAUUAACAGUCUGGUUUCUGCGGGAAGGCAGUAUGUUUAUUGCACUCAGUGCUUCCACUUGUAGCUUAUUAGCCAUAGCCAUCGAAAGGCACCUGACUAUGAUUAAAAUGAGGCCUUAUGAUGCCAAUAAGAAGUAUCGGGUAUUCCUCCUCAUUGGGAUGUGCUGGCUUAUUUCAUUUUCCCUGGGUGCCUUACCCAUCCUGGGGUGGAAUUGCCUUGACAAUCUUCCUGACUGUUCUACAAUUUUGCCCCUCUAUUCCAAGAAAUAUAUUGCAUUUUGCAUCAGUAUUUUCAUAACCAUUCUUGUGACAAUUGUGAUUCUUUAUGCACGCAUUUACAUCUUGGUAAAGUCCAGCAGCCGUAAAGUCACCAAUCACAACAACUCAGAAAGGUCCAUGGCACUGCUUAGGACAGUGGUGAUUGUAGUCAGCAUUUUUAUCGCCUGUUGGUCUCCCCUAUUUAUCCUCUUUCUUAUUGAUGUUGCCUGCAAAGUUAAAGAGUGUGCUAUUCUCUAUAAAGCCCCAUGGUUUGUUGCCUUAGCUGUUCUCAACUCUGCCAUGAAUCCUAUUAUCUACACCCUGGCCAGCAAAGAAAUGCGGCGAGCUUUCUUUCGCCUUGUUUGUAACUGCCUGGUGAGGAACAAAGUGAAUCGUUCUUUGCCCAGCCAGCCAGCUCUGGAUCAAAGUAGGAGUAAAUCGUGCAGCAGUAACAAUGGUAACAACAUACCAAAGCCAAGGGAAGACUGCCCCCAAAUCAAUGCUUCCUCAAACAUCAUCAAAAAGACUGAAUCUCUGUAUAAUGGGAUUUUUUGUCAGUGAAGCACCUGCUUUGAGAAAAGAAGAGAAACCCUUUCCAAUUUCUGCAGACUUAAAUUAAAGAGAACACUAUCCAGUUAUUUGACUAAGUUUCUAUUUAUUGCAUGAAUCUCAUCAGUUUUGUUUCUUUGAAUGUUAUGACUCAGGAACAUUUGCUUUAUUAUGCCCAAAUCUGUAAGCUAUGGGUGUAUGUACAUUAAGGAGUAGAUUAUAUACUAUUGAAAACCUACUCAAAUAUAGUCAAUGUCAGUGUUAACAUCACCCUCAAGGUUCUUUCAGCUUUAAUAAGCAUUGCAGAUAACAGUGAAAACCAUACUCUAUAUAUCACACUGCACUGUUUAUUAUCAUCUAGGGACAACCUCAUUGUAUCACACGACUCACACUGCAUUGCUUGGUUUGCCUCCAGUUAUUGUUUUGAUAACAUCAUACUAUACUUACUUCAUAAAGUAUAACUGUUUAUAUUUGUACAUUAAUAUGCUAAGUAGCAAUUACACUACAAAAGUUUAUGUUAUAAUACAUAUAAUAUUGUAGCACAUAGUGUUUGUUAUAUAGCAGGCCAUACAAGAAUAUUGCCAAUCUAAAUAGCAUAUAUGACUAUAUAGGAAGAAAUAAUUAUGAACUUAGUUGGCAAGCCCAGUUUAUAAAUUCACCAAAAAGAAUUCACCAAAGAAAUCAGCUGUUUCCCUGGUCUUUCAGGUCCCCUGUGGAGGCUAGGUGGUCAGGGAAUAGAGCUCUGGACUUACUAUCCAAAUCCAUUCUCAGAUGCUUGUUGACUAUGUGACCCUGGGCAAGUCACAGUCUGUCUAACCCAGUUUCUUCAUCUGCAAAAUAGGGAUUAUAAUAACACCUACCUCCCAAGGCUGUUCUGAGGAUCAAAUCAGAUGAUAUUUGUAAAGUGCUUUGCAACCUUAUAUUGCUAUGUAAAUGCUAACUAUUGUGAUUAUCCCCAUGAUGUAUUUGGUCAAGCCUAAGCCUGGUGAUAUGUUUAUAGCCAGGAAUGGAUCAGAUCAUAUUAUCUUUGCCAGGACCCCAGCCUCACCCACUUGUAGGAAUGAACAUGAAGAACAUACUAGAGUUCUGGGAUUAUUUUAGGGCAUAAUGUCAUUGCUAGGGCAGGCCCAGGGAUCCAGGUAAGUCUAGAAUUCACAAGGGCUGCCUAGGAACACAUCCAAACCCCAAUAUAAGAGUUUUGAAAUCAGAAUAGAGACAGAUGUAAACCACUCUGUUAACCUUCUAUGCCCCUUUGUCAGAACAUCUCAGAACAGAAUGGAGCUAGUUGCUAAGAGGAUGAGGGCAGAGAGCAACAGGCCAGUAGCCGUUUGACACACUUCCAUAUCUGAAAACCACAAACACAAUAUGAUAUCUCAGCACCCAUUAUUGCCGAGGUAGACAAAAUGUAGUGUGUGUAGCUGUGACAAAAAUUCCAUAGUUUUCUAAAAGCAAAGUAUGAUAACCAUAGACACGGACUUAUUUAAAGUAAUUUAAUGUCAGAUUAAAAAAUGUGACUUGGCUUUUUCUACAUGGAUUAAAUAUGUGUAUUUUAUCAAGAGGUAAAUGUUAUUUUUGACAUGUCAAGCUAGUAAAAAGUCUGUUUGCCUUGUAAAGGAAUUAUUUUUAAAUACUUCCAUUAUUUCUCAAUGAUUUCACAUGGAAAAAUAGAUUUUACAUGGAAAAAGAAAAAUAGAACACUGAAUAUGUAUUCAGUAGGUCAUAAUAGUAUAAAGUUAGAGUUAUGUGAAUUUUAUAGGGUUUUUUUUGGGGGGGGGAGAUUGUUUGGCAUACUGUGAUUUGUGGUUCCAGUGUGGAAAUAACUUUUCAUUUAAGAACAGCUAUAUUCACCUGUUUUAGAGACGUGCCUGGGAGAAUUGAAAUUCUAGGUGACUUGCCUGGGGUUACACAGCCAAGUCAGGGUAUUAUGUGUCAUAACUUAAACUCAUCUUCCUUGAUUCCAAGCCAGGAUUUCAUAUCUAUUAUGCCACAUUUUCUUCUCAGGAAAGUGGUAACUCUUACUUGUUCUAUUAACUCUUCAAAGUAAACUAUGUGUGAAAAAUAUUUCCAUAUGUUUGCAGUGUAUAAGCUAUUUAUUAGUGAAAUAUUUCCUAAGUGCAUCUAUUUUUACAUUUUUACUUUGAAAAUAAAGGCCUUUUUGUAAAGGGGGCACCGGUGGCAUUUUCACAUACAUUUUCUAAACCAUCAAAAUAUAGGAUAGUUUUUUUUUAAUUACAAAAUGUUCCCACAAAAUAAAGGAUUUACUGAAAUUAAAUAUGCUGUGAUGUAUAUUUUCUACCAGAAAAGAAGAAAG